Molecule: messenger RNA, 312 nt
Organism: Saccharomycodes ludwigii
Lineage: Eukaryota; Fungi; Ascomycota; Saccharomycetes; Saccharomycodales; Saccharomycodaceae
Gene: SMT3
Product: SUMO family protein SMT3
Exons: 1
Coding region: 1-312 (103 amino acids)
Biological process (GO): protein sumoylation
Cellular component (GO): septin ring; nucleus
Molecular function (GO): protein tag activity; ubiquitin-like protein ligase binding
Source: RefSeq, a predicted model, not a curated record
AUGUCUGAACAAUCAGAGAACUCAGCAAGUGAACCAAAGCCAGAUGUUAAACCAGAUGUUAAACCUAGCGAAACUCAUAUUAAUUUAAAGGUUUCAGAUGGGUCUUCUGAGAUUUUUUUCAAAAUUAAAAGAACUACACAGUUGAAAAGAUUAAUGGAAGCUUUUGCCAAGAGACAGGGCAAGGAUGUUUCUAGUUUGAAAUUUCUAUAUGAUGGUGUUAGAAUUAUGGCUGAUCAUACCCCUGAGGAUUUGGACAUGGAAGAUAAUGAUAUGAUUGAAGUUUAUAGAGAACAGUUGGGUGGUUGUUGUUGA